This is a messenger RNA of Sodiomyces alkalinus F11, 1038 nucleotides long. RefSeq lists its product as hypothetical. Lineage: Eukaryota; Fungi; Ascomycota; Sordariomycetes; Glomerellales; Plectosphaerellaceae. The record is from RefSeq and is a predicted model, not a curated record. The transcript has a single exon. Bases 356 to 850 code for a protein of 164 amino acids.
GCCCCGAUUCCUCACCAUGCCAUCACUUUUCCUUUUCCUUUCCCUUUUCCUUUUCUCCUUCUCCUUUGUAUGGACUAUAAGUGUAUAUGAGAGGUUGAGAAUGGUGGUACCUACUUAAACUCUUCUCAUACUCCUCUCAUUCCCCAGAUGUAGGCUCGGUCACACCCGUUCAGCGAGACUAACAGCGGUGGACUACUGCUCCGACGGCCCAUAAUACGUUUCGUUGCCCUUGGAUAUCCCGGCUCCCGUGUCCUUCCGUCGCCAACCUAUCAAACCCAAACCUACAGGCUACUCCCGGCGAGCAGCAGACACCCCCGUGGUCACGAGUCACGAGUCACGACUCGCCAUCCCAACCAUGCCUCCUCAUGUUAUUCUACCCAUCGUCCAGGCCGGUCCUUCUUGGCCCCUGAAGAGACGUGACGACAAUGCAGACCUCGACGUCGCCCCGGGCUGCACGUCCACCGUCAACCACCCAACCCUCGUGGUGCGCCAAGACGGUUCCCCCGCAACAGUCACCGUCACCGAAGUACCCGCGGGAGGCGGCGGCGGCGGCCGCGGCGCCGAUAACCUCAGCGGCGGCGCGAUUGCGGGCAUCGUAAUCGGUUCCAUCGUCGGCACCCUGCUCCUCCUGUGGAUCAUCCGCUCCCUCUGUAACCUGGGCGCCCGCCCUCGGGAGCCCGAGCCCUGGUAUCGCGACAAGGACCGCCACCAUCACCACCAUCACCGCCACCAUUCCCCUCAUCGGCAUAGCCGCAGCCGGCGUCGAUCCUCGAGCAUAUCGGCCCCGCCUCCUGUGGUCAUCCAUGACUAUUCGAGGAGUCCGCGACGACCUAGCAGGGGGAGAUAUUGAGGACGUGAUGCCCGUUCUACGAUGACAUGAACGCGAACACGAGGGAGGUUUCUUAGCGACGAUGGGUUUUGUUUCGUUGAUUUUUCGGCAAUUUCUGCAUGAUACGAUCAUACGGUAUCAAACAGAUAUCGGACACCAGGAAGGUGUGUAUAAUAGCAUCUAUAUGUAAAUACAUGUAAAUACCAGCG